Molecule: messenger RNA, 582 nt
Organism: Microthlaspi erraticum
Lineage: Eukaryota; Viridiplantae; Streptophyta; Magnoliopsida; Brassicales; Brassicaceae
Source: the annotation of a GenBank genome assembly
AUGUUCACACGCGCCGCAAGCUUUUCUUGGACUAUGUUGUUCUUUCCUGCCAACAGGCCUGGCACUGGCAGAAACUUUGUUUACAGAGUUUUGAGUUUCAUAGCAAAGCCUGAGAAUACAGGUUACGGCUGUGUUGUCCCUGAUGCUCAUGGUGCUGAGUCUCAUCUUCCAACGGUGUCACUGAGUGUAAAGAUUGGAGAGUUGGUGGAAGAGUAUGUUGAAGCUAUGGAAAAGGUUAAGCUAAAGCAGGGGCUGAAAACUGCAAUGCAAAUUUCGAUGGAAGGGAAUGGAUACUUGCAGGGAAACAGAUUUUGGAGACUUUACAAGGAAGAUAGACCUUGUUGUGAUAUUGUUAUAAGAACAGCUGCUGGUUUAGUACACCUUGUUGCACAAUUGUUGGAACCUUUCAUGCCAUCUUUUUCUCGUGAGGUAUUUAGACAGCUAAAUUUGGCUCCACUUUUUUCACUCUCCGAGGUAUCACAAGCAAGAAGACCUUGGGAGAUUUUGCCUCCCGGCCACAUGAUAGGGACCCUUCAGCCAUUGUUCAAGGAAUUGGUAUAUUACAUUGCAUUAGCUCUGUAA